GUCACACACAACAGAACGGUAUCACUUGGUCUCGUCUCGUUGUUCUACACGAGACUUCUUCUUGCACUCUAGGUUCUUUAGUAUACUAAUUGCAUCGUAAGUUGUUUUUUUUUCUCCGCGGUUGUUGCCUCACUCUUUUGUGUGAAUGACGCGCAAUUCAAAACUUUAUUUCGAGUGCUAAUAAAUAAAUGACUUAUCGCUCAAAACUUUUUCGUGCGUUUUCUUCGGAAACAUUGUUCGCGAGUUAAAAAAAAAUACAUAUAUAUAUUACAAAUCAAACAGAAGAUUUGUUAAUUUUCUUUCUCUUCUGCCUCUUUUAUUUUUGCAAAAAAAAAAAAAACAAAAAUUAUAUACCCUGUGUUGUACGAGCUUUCUCUUUUGUGUCGGACAACUCUGUCACACACGUUGUGAACGACGCGUUUUUUUGUCAUAAAUCAUCUUUACGAUUCUUUAAGUCUCCAAAGGGAGAAAAGACCUUUAUCUUCUUUGUCGGUCGCAUCGCGCUACUAUACAUCAUUCGUGCCAUCCGUGAGCCGACUGUCACCACCGCCACCCCCGUUGCCUGCUGCCACCGCCACCGUCGUCGUUAUCAUCACCGCCGCCACCGCCGCCGCGAUCAUAGUAACCGUAUACACAGUCGCGUAUCUUUCGAGUAUCUCGAGUGUCCAGUAUCCUCGAAUUCGCGAAUGCGAAGCACGACUCCGAUAAACCUCGCCGGUCGUCGUUUCUCGUUACGAUGUUAUUACUCGCGGUGAUCGGGUUCGUCCUCCUUGCUGGUACAACGACCGCAGAGGUGUUCACGAACACGUUUCUGGUGAGGAUGCGGCAGCCAGCGGAGAAUCAUGUAGCGGAUCGCGUAGCAUUAAGAAACGGCUUCGUCAAUCUUGGCCCGGUUUUGGGCAGUCGGAUAGAAUAUCAUUUCGUACAUAAAACUUUACCCCAUGUACGAAGCAAAAGAUCCGUGCCGCACACACGAAAACUAAAGGUCGAUCCUAUGGUAGCCACGGCCAUACAGCAGGCUGGUUUCAAGAGAGUGAAAAGGGGCUACAAACCUCUGAGCGUAGAUAACCUCGUGCCGUUGUACGAAAUUACGAAUCCUGGAAACAAGGAUCCGACGGAUCCCUUCUUCAAAUAUCAAUGGUACCUGAAAAACGUCGGCCAAAAUGGCGGUAAGCCGAAAUUGGAUCUGAAUGUCGAGGCGGCGUGGGCCCAGGGCGUAACGGGAAAAAAUGUGACAACAGCCAUUAUGGACGAUGGUGUCGACUACAUGCAUCCGGAUCUCAAGUUUAAUUAUAAUGCUAAAGCUUCUUACGACUUUAGCAGCAAUGAUCCUUAUCCAUAUCCGAGAUACACCGAUGAUUGGUUUAACAGUCAUGGUACACGAUGCGCCGGAGAAGUCGCAGCUGCGCGCGACAACGGAGUUUGCGGUGUUGGAGUGGCGUACGAUUCCAAAAUCGCCGGCAUCCGAAUGUUGGAUCAGCCCUACAUGACCGAUCUGAUCGAGGCGAACAGCAUGGGUCACGAGCCGGAUCUCAUUGACAUUUACAGCGCCAGCUGGGGACCCACCGAUGACGGGAAGACGGUGGACGGUCCGCGAAACGCGACGAUGAGAGCUAUUGUUCGCGGCGUUAAUGAGGGCAGAAACGGAUUGGGUAACAUUUACGUUUGGGCUUCCGGAGACGGCGGAGAAGAGGACGAUUGUAACUGCGACGGAUACGCCGCGAGCAUGUGGACCAUCAGCAUCAACAGCGCAAUUAACGACGGCCAGAACGCGCAUUACGACGAGAGUUGUUCCAGUACUUUAGCCUCUACCUUCAGCAACGGUGCCAAAGAUCCCAAUACCGGAGUGGCUACUACAGAUCUGUAUGGGAAAUGCACGACGACUCACAGUGGAACAUCCGCCGCGGCACCUGAGGCCGCGGGAGUGUUCGCGCUUGCUCUCGAAGCCAAUCCGCAAUUAACCUGGAGAGACAUUCAGCAUUUGACUGUCCUAACAUCGAAAAGGAAUUCUCUGUUUGACGCGAAGAACAGAUUUCAUUGGACAAUGAAUGGCGUUGGGCUCGAAUUUAAUCAUCUUUUCGGAUAUGGCGUUUUGGACGCGGGUGCUAUGGUGGCGCUGGCUAAAAAGUGGAAGACCGUGCCGCCUCGGUAUCAUUGCGAAGCUGGCUCUAUGCUCGAGAUACAAAAAGUAACAAGCGACCGAUCAAUUCUCGUGAAAAUCAAAACCGAUGCGUGCGCCGGCACGGAAUACGCCGUCAAUUAUCUGGAACACGUACAGGCUGUCAUUUCUGUAAACGCAACUCGGCGAGGCGACCUCGAACUGUUCCUUACAUCCCCGAUGGGUACAAGAUCCAUGAUCUUGAGUCGCAGAAUAAACGAUGACGAUCACAGAGAUGGAUUUACAAAGUGGCCGUUUAUGACAACGCACACAUGGGGCGAAUAUCCGCAAGGAACAUGGUUGUUAGAGGUAAGCUUCAACACUCAAACACCUCAACACGGAUGGCUGAGAGAAUGGACACUGAUGCUACACGGAACCAGAGAACCGCCGUACACGGGUCUGUCAACCGCGGAUCCUCACUCGAAGUUAGCGAUUGUGAAAAAGGCCCACGAGGAGCGAUUGAGCGCGAUCUAAAUGAUGUUAAUACGGUUUACACGAUUUAUCGCCGAUUCACCGAGAAAAUGAAAAAAAUAUAUUUCGAUCAAAAAGUGUUUACGCGAGCAUUCUCUUUUCGGUUUUCCUUGGUUUCGUUGUAACCAAAAAUAAUACGCGAUCUCGAUUUAUCCGUUUGAUUAAUCAAAGAGCGCUUUUCAGUUUACACAUGUAAGACAUUUAUUACCAGCAAGCUCUUCUUUUGUUUUGUAUCGUUUAUAUUUAAAUAACAAAGAUAAGAUUUAAUGUGUAUAAUCGUUAUUUUUAUUUUUGCUUAUAUAUCAGAAGUAAAGCAUCGACUUUUACAACAGAUUAAUCAAAUUCUGAUGCAGUUAAACCAGUGACCAACUAUAUAGCGUUUGUCUGAUGACAUUUUUUCGCACACAAUCCCGCGCAUGCCACAAACACCGGGGAACACUCAAAGCAGCUAGUAGGAUCCAAGUACGUGUGGCCGAUUGUAUCGCUCGUACCGAGAUUUAAGUAUUUUAUAGUCAUAAGUUUUUGUUUUACUAUCACUUAUUUUAAUACGUUGAGUUAUUCGUGUUAAAAAAAAAUUUGUGAACUUACAAAACAUUAAAUAAUCGGAAGAGACGAUAAGUUUGCAAACAUUCUUUGAUAUAUAGUUUGUUAUUCCUCCUUUUUAUUUUGUUUUUACAAAUUAUCGAGUGUAUAUACACACACACGUAUUUAAUCGACUUCCAAUUUUUUUUUUUAUGGAAAAAUUUUUGUGUUAUGUUUUUAAAAAUGUAAAUUUCUUACAUAUCAUUUUCAGUACUGGAGAAUACUUUUUUGUUUAACGCCCUACUACCGAAAAGUUAAAUCAUCAAUUUUGUUACGCAAAAUAUCAUCUAAAUUAUUAUCUAAAAAAUUAUUAAUCUUUCCGGCAGAUGUUAUCCGAUAUAUUUGCGAUCAAUCAUAUCCUUCAUAAUGGUACGCUUCUCGUUACCAAAUAUCAAAGUUGAGUAAUGGUGUUUGUGUGUGUGUGUGUGUGUGUUUGUGUGCGAUGUAAUUAAGAGGAUAAUUAUUAAGAAAGAAUACCGUUUAGUUAAAGUUGUGUAUGCGCGCGCGCGCGUCAACAACUUUUCGAAGAGUUCUCAAGUUCGCAACGAUCGAAAUUUGAUGACUAAGGAAAGAAGUUUUAGUAUGUAAUUACUCACCAUAGCAGAAUAAAUUAUUCUUUUCUCUGACAGAGCGGUGAACUUAAAGCAUUAGCGUUACUUGGACGUUAUCGAAUCGAUAGCGUCUACACAAAAAAAGAAACCAACACCGAGUACUCUGGGAACAAGAGAGUGUAAUCAUUAAUCGUUCUCGUAACUUGAUAAUUCGUCUUGCACCAAAAAAAAAAAAAAAAAAGAAAAAAAACCAAAAGUUGUAUAAUAUAUAAGAGUCAACACAAAAUUAUAUCCGCAUAUCAUUUUUUAACAGAGGAUCAUAAAAAACAAAAGAACUGUAGCAGUUUAAAGAACGAACGUUAAUAAAUAUCUUUUUUUUUU
Molecule: messenger RNA, 4143 nt
Organism: Pseudomyrmex gracilis
Lineage: Eukaryota; Metazoa; Arthropoda; Insecta; Hymenoptera; Formicidae
Gene: amon
Product: neuroendocrine convertase 2
Exons: 12
Coding region: 737-2632 (631 amino acids)
Biological process (GO): protein processing
Cellular component (GO): trans-Golgi network; Golgi membrane
Molecular function (GO): serine-type endopeptidase activity
Source: RefSeq, a predicted model, not a curated record